Molecule: messenger RNA, 5584 nt
Organism: Etheostoma cragini (Arkansas darter)
Lineage: Eukaryota; Metazoa; Chordata; Actinopteri; Perciformes; Percidae
Product: partitioning defective 3 homolog B-like
Exons: 27
Coding region: 1148-5047 (1299 amino acids)
Biological process (GO): establishment or maintenance of epithelial cell apical/basal polarity; establishment of centrosome localization; cell adhesion
Cellular component (GO): adherens junction; apical plasma membrane; cell cortex
Molecular function (GO): phosphatidylinositol binding; protein binding
Source: RefSeq, a predicted model, not a curated record
GUCAGGAACUGGCCAGGAGCGGACGGCAUUGAAGGAAUCUCAAAACUUUUCCAACACACAGUGCCGCUCUGGUCUGUUUACUGUUUAACUUCGCCUCAGGCUUGUUCCCGAAUGUGAAAACAAAGUUCAAGUUGCCGUACUGUGUGCGUCGGUGAUGAAGUGGAUGCUGCCGCUUGGAAGAAGAAAACUUGCGAGAGGAAAAACUUAUGGAAUGAUGCACGAGCGACUGCAUCCCUCCCUCCAAAGUUCAGCUAAGGUGGCUAACGUUAGCUAGCGCAGGACUCAGCUGGCUAACUCUAAUGUGAACAUUUGGAUAACGUUAAACCUUUGCCCAUCCGUCAAAACAAGUAGGAACACAUCACUUGGUAUAGGAGAGAAAGCCGUGACGUUAACUAACGGUAGUGCAUGUGGCAAACUAAAAGCUUUCAUCCUUGGCUUGUUAUCUUAGCCGCACCAGGUUACAGUAUCAAGCUAUCAUUUUUAGCCAAGUGGAGCUAGCAGACAGACAACUAGCCAAUUGGAAAGUGAAGUUAACUAGCUAUACUGUUCGGUUACUGUAGUUAGCGUUAGUUCGGUGAGAAAUGACAUUCACACACCCCUGCUGCUCUUCAAAAUAAAAAAGGCUCCAGCAUUUUUAAGGUUUCUGGAAGUUGAACAAGUUUAACUAAAUGGAAUCAACAAAAGUUGAAUUCUACCCGAGGAGAUGAGAAAAGGAGCGAUAAACCUCACGACAAUAGCAUGAGAAAGUAAUAUCGGAGCCGGAUGUCCUUACUCGUGUCAUCAUUAUCACCCUGAGUUGUGGCUCUAAAAGGCGGUAGGAAUGUCAUGGACAUACAGAUAAUACAUUUGGCAGAGUUAGUAGAGAAGAGCUGUAUUGACUCCCUUCGACAAGGUUUGUGACUUUUGAAGAAGUCUUUUGAGUGAGAGUUUUGAGGCAAACAAAGCCACUUACAGUCAGCCCUGCAUUUCUCCCACCUUUUCUUGCAUUAUCUUUUUGGUCAAAUCUCUGCCUCUUUAUCAAAGACUUUCUGGGGGGGCGCAUUCUGCAGUUUGGAGCUUUUGGAGCCUUUUUGCAUCAUUAUCACCAUUGUUCAUCAUCACCCACAUCCAGAGGGCCUGCAUCUUGGAUGAAGUUGGGAGUUCUAUAAUGAAAGUGACAGUGACAUUUGGGCAGACAGGUGUGGUGGUGCCCUGCAAGGAGGGGUGGACUGUGAGGGACCUCAUCCAGCAAGCCACACAGAGAUACAGAAAACUCCUGGAACAGGAAGGCGAUUUCCUGGUUCGGACCCACCAUGUCGAGUACUGUGAUGGGGGGAUUCUGGACCCCGAUGAUAUUCUCAGUGAUCUGGUCGAAGACAAGGACAAGCUGAUGGCGGUGUAUGAGGAGCAGGAAGCCCAGCAGAGGGGUGUGGCUAGCACAAGGCUAGCACCCAGCCCUGACCUCUACCAAUCCGAGCUCUCUGUCUUCCAGACAAUCGCAGGGGGAGAGAUUGAAGUCAAUUCGUCAGCCCUAAAGUCCAACACCCCCCUGUUGGUGAGAAGCAGCAGCGACUCAGCCCUCAGCCCCCAGCCGACAGAGCCCGAACACUCCCUCAAUGAGGACACCGCUGGGAUGACAGCCAGUCCUGCUGCAGCCGCUGUGGAGAGACCAGCAGGGGUAGACCGACCUCAAGGCAAAAACACCUUCAGUGGCAGCCUGACUAGAACAGUGGAGCUCCUUGGAGAGGACAGUCCCCUGGGAAUCCAUGUGGUUCCUUACAGCUCAUCACUCAGUGGACGGUCUCUUGGUCUGUACAUCCGUGGAGUAGAGGAAGAGAGUCGCUCGAGAAAAGAGGGCUUGUUUCAGGAGGAUGAGUGCAUUGUCAUGAUCAACAACACCGACCUCUUGGACAAGACAUUCAGCCAAGCCCAGGAAGUGUUCCGUCAGGCAAUGCGUUCCCCUGUUGUCCGCUUGGGCGUAGUUCCCUCUGCUAACAGAGAACGCUAUGAGAAGAGUCUGAUUGGUCAGCUUUUUGGCUACAAUGCCGUUCCCAACAGCAGCCCCCGAAUCGCCAAGACAAAAGAGCCACCUCCACCUGUCAAAGCCAAACCUGUGUUUAAGGCCUCUGAGAAUCCAACCAAUCGAUUGGCAGAAGAAGCUGCCACUGUGGAAGCCGCUGUAAGUACACCCAAGGGGAGGAGUGACAGCCCCCUCCAUAAGAAAAGCCCUGCCCUCUCCAGCUUGGUGACCAGUAAGAGUGUAGGACGAAGACUGAGGAUCGAUCUAAAGAAAGGCACAGAAGGUCUUGGUUUUACUGUAGUAACCAGAGAUGCUUCAGUCCACGGUCUUGGUCCUAUUCUAGUCAAAAACAUUCUGGCACGUGGAGCCGCUGUCAAAGAUGGACGCCUGCAGUCUGGAGACCGAAUACUUGAGGUCAACGGCGUGGAUAUCACAGGUGUGGGCCAAGAAGAGUUGGUGUGUAUGCUACGCUCCACGCGGCAAGGAGAGAGUGUGUGUCUUGUGGUCCUACGGCAGGAAGACAUCUGUCUGCCUAGAGAGAUGAAGGACGAGAUAUCCCGUGUGACAGGCUUUGUUCUGGAGAACGGGAAGGAGCAGCUCAUGUUUGAGGUGCCCCUUAAUGACACCGGCUCGGCAGGCCUGGGCAUCAGCCUCAAAGGAAACAAGUCCAGGGAGACGGGAGAGGACCUGGGCAUCUUCAUUAAAUCCAUAAUACAUGGCGGGGCAGCAUACAAGGAUGGGCGUCUGUGUGUCAAUGACCAGAUGGUAGCAGUAAACGGAGAGUCGCUGCUGGGACGCUCCAAUCAUGUGGCCAUGGAGACGCUUCGCCGCUCUAUGUCACAGGAGGGAAACGUAAGGGGGACAAUCCAACUAGUGGUGCUGAGGACUCAAAAGGAUCAGCAUGGGGUAUCACCCAAUCGCUCAUUUGACAGCUCCUCUGGCCUGUCAGGACUGCUGGGUCCAGUGAAUGGUCAGACUAACGCUAGUCACUCUCCCAUGGUGAACAACAUUCUUUAUUCAUCUAAUGUGACCAAUGGGAGUUAUUCUUACAUGGACGAGGAAGAGAAGGGCGAGCUGUAUGGACAUGAAACAGAGUUCAGCAGUACUAACCAACACUCCUAUCUUCAAGAAAGGGAAAACUCUCACACCUCUAGCCAUGCUCAGCCCCAGUCUCCUACCCAGAAUCAGGACCAGUGGCAGUUCCAGCAUGUUAAAGCCUCGAAAAGCAUGGACUUGGGUACGACUCAGAACCAGCAGCACACUGUGGCAGAUGAAAGCAAUGUUGGAUCCUUGGUUGGAAACACUGCAGCUCAAUCAACGCCUGUGGAACUCGGCCCUACCCUCGGUCUGAAGAAGUCCAGUUCCUUGGAGAGUCUCCAGACAGCCAUGUCAGAGGUUAACAGAAAAAACGAACUCCUCCCCUUCCAUCGACCUCGCCCAAAUAUGGUCAGAGGAAGAGGCUGCAACGAGAGCUUCCGAGCAGCUAUUGAUAAAUCCUAUGAUGGACCACCUGAAGAUGACGAUGAUGAUGGUUCGGAGCAGAGUUCAGGCCGGGACACCCCGGCAAGUAGUUCAUCCCGCCAGGGUAUGGAGGAUCAAACAGAGGAAAAAGGCAAACAAGACAAGAAAAAGAAAACAAAAACAAAGAAGAAGGAAAAGAACAAGGGGAAAGUAAAAGAGAAAGGGAAAAAGAAAGCAGAGGAGACUGAGGACACAGAGAAAAAGAGCAAGAAAAUAGGCUUUGGCCUUCUGAGAUUCGGGAAGAGAAAAGAAGAGAAGAAGGACUCAAAAACAGCUCUCCAGCAACAGAAGUCAGGCCUUCUGAGUGAUCAUGAGUUCGAGAGGAUGAAAGAUGAGAGGGAAAGGAUUGAGGCAGGGCAUCCUGAGCUGCGAGAUCAACGGCUCAGAGACCAGCAAGGUGGCGAUGGCGGCUCAGCGUUUCCGGAUGUUGAAGAUGACGACACAGACCCCAACUAUGCCCGAAUACAGUCCUUCAGGAACCGUGAAAUGGGUCCAAUGCCGCUGCCACCUUCUCAGUCACCUCCCUACAGUACAAUUCAGCACACCCAUCCUGGCACCCCUUCUCCCCAAGGCCGUUCUACCUUACCAGGGCAUGGAAAUCAUGGUAACGACCCUGGAGCCAUCCCUGAUGGUGACCCCCUUGAUAGGCUGUACGCCAAAGUCAAUAAACCAAGGGGAGCUGGAACUACAUCCCCUCCUGUCUCUGCUACUGCUAAUGACAGCAGUGUGGACAGAAUCCAGCAGCUAAGAAGAGAAUACCAGCAGGCAAGGAGAGAAGGAAUAGUGCCGCCUUAUGAAGAACUGGACCCACGACGCAGAGGACAUGAAAACAAUGCACACAGGAUGCCAGGCAGAGGGACAGAUCAUCGGUUGGCACCAGGUUAUGAAGAGGUGGAACGUCAGUAUGCCUCCUUACCAAGACGAGGUCCGUUGGAUCAAGCUGACUACCCCAUGCAGCACUGGUCAGGUCAUUAUCCCGGACCUCCUCAGGCCCCACAGGGGUACCCUCAGUCCUCAUCCUACCCUACACCCAACUCCCAGUCUGCCCAAUCCUACCCUAACCCCAGCUCCCAGUCUGCCCCAUCCUACCCAAACCCCAACUCCCAGUCCGCCCCAUCCUACCCAAACCCCAACUCCCAGUCUGCCCAAUCCUACCCUAACCCCAAUUCCCAGUUUGCCCCAUCCUACCCUAACCCCAACUCCCAGUCUGCUCAAUCUUACUCCGGCUACCCACUUGGUCAGCCAUUUGCACGGCCAGGGGACCCUCGGAGUGUCGACCCUGGGUACUACCCCCACCCAAGCUCCCAGCAGAGAGGCCCCAUGCGGCAGGAUGUGCCCCCGUCUCCUACCCCGCCACUUCGUGGACCACGUUACGACACAUUGACCCGUGGAACCAGGGGUGGAGGUUACAGGCACCUGGUGGAUCCCAGUCCAGACCAAUAUGGCUAUACUGGGGAGGGAGGAAGACAGCAACAGCAACACCAAACCAACCCAAGACAAAAGAAUGCCAUGACUGCAGCUGUGUAAACCAUUCAAGUCCAGGGAUGAAAAUGAGCAGAAUGCUAACUGCUUUUCUUUGUGCAGCUCUUCUGUUUGCGGUACUCCAAUGAAAUAGAUUUGUAACCUCUUAAUGGUGUGAUUUAAAUCACCAUCAUUAUCAAACGCAGUCUACAAUGUUUGAAGUAUAUGGUAAUACACAGAGAAGCAAGGUAAAGGAGGUUAAUUAUAGAGUGGCCCGGCGUGAUGCGUAAUGGCUGGUUGUUUGAAGUCAUUUUAUUGCUUCUUGCAGUAUAACAUUAGCAGGCUUUUUACUUUUCACUAUAGCCUACUCUGAUUAAGUUGUCUCUUUCACAAAUCAGUCCAAGUCCCGAAGGUAAUUGGAUUCAUUUAAAUUAAGGCGUUAAUACAGCUCUACACAUUCUCAUAUUGUACCUGGUGGUUUCAAUGCAGCCACAAAAAACAAGACAAAACAAAAAAUAUUCUACAAUGUGUCAUUGAGUAACAUGUUAACCUUGUGGCUGUGUGGCCAUUCAUAGAAAGAAAUGACAGCUUUUAACGUCAGUA